AGUUUGAAGACUCCUCCUGUCCUAUGUUGUGCCUUGCAUUUGUGAAGUGGUCUUUUUGUGCAUGUGAUUUAUAAGAUGAACCACCUUCCUUCUUGUUUCUUGAUUCUCUUCUCCAGUUAUUUGACCUGGUGUACCGAGAGGAGACUUUGUUGAAUGUCAUCAAAAGCGUCACACGGAACGGGAGGUCCAUUAUUCUGACGGCGGUCCUAGCUCUCAUCCUGGUCUAUCUCUUCUCCAUUGUUGGCUUCUUGUUUCUGAAGGAUGACUUCAUAAUGGACGUGGAAAGGUUGAAAAAUAGAACAUCCCUUACAGACAGUGGCACCGACUCUACGACAAGCUUAACAAUGAUGGUGGAAACGUGUUCAAGAGAGAACUGCACACUUCCAACUCUCAAACCAGGUGAAGACGGCGACAAGGACGGGAUGGAGAGAACCUGCGACACUUUGUUGAUGUGUAUUGUGACUGUGUUGAACCAGGGGCUGAGGAAUGGCGGAGGCGUGGGGGACGUCCUUCGGAAGCCAUCCAAAGAGGAGCCGCUGUUUGCUGCUCGGGUGGUUUAUGAUCUCCUGUUUUAUUUCAUCGUCAUCAUUAUCGUGCUGAAUCUCAUUUUCGGAGUCAUCAUCGAUACCUUUGCAGAUCUCAGGAGUGAAAAGCAAAAGAAAGAAGAGAUCUUAAAGACAACCUGUUUCAUCUGCGGGCUUGAACGAGACAAGUUUGACAACAAGACGGUUUCAUUCGAGGAACACAUCAAGUCAGAACACAACAUGUGGCACUAUCUGUAUUUUAUCGUUCUGGUCAGAGUGAAAGACCCAACGGAAUAUACUGGACCUGAAAGUUAUGUGGCCCAAAUGAUUGCGGAAAAAAACUUAGAGUGGUUUCCUCGGAUGAGAGCCAUGUCUCUGGUCAGCAACGAAGGGGACAAUGAGCAGAACGAAAUCAGGAACCUGCAAGACAGGCUGGAGUCCACCAUGAUUCUGGUCAAGCAGCUCUCCGGCCAACUCGCUGAGCUUAAAGAACAGAUGACAGAACAAAGGAAAAACAAACAGAGGCUGGGCUUUUUGGGCUCCAACGCUCCUCACGUGAACCAUCACUCGUCCCCCCACUGAUAAACCACCCCAGGAUUGUGACACAGCCUUUCAUCCCUGUUCUUCCCUGGAUCACAAGGCGGAAGAGCUUGAACAUUGUGCCCCAGUUUUUUCAACGGAGUGCCAAAAUGCGAAGUGGUUUUGCUCCGAGAACAAGCUGUAACAGCGUUUUACGAUCGAAAGGAGCCAGGGUGGGGCUUAACCUCCCAUUUACAGAUCAUGCAAAGCAGGCCAUACAUCUUCCUCUUUGCUCAAUAAACCAGCAAAUUCAACAAGGGAGGAUCUGUGUCGAUGCUCUCACUUUUCAGUUGAGAUUAUUUUAUUUUUUCUUUAAAGAUAUAUAUCUGUUUUUCUCCAGAGGCCGGCAGGGAAGAAGCCAAAAAUCAGUCCAGUUGUUUGGAUGCCAUUCUAAAAAAAAGAUAAAUAAAUGUUCUAACUCCAGCCAUUGUUGGUGAGCACAACGUGCAGCAGAUUUUAAAAGUUCCUUUUGGGUUGACCCCAGGCUCACUGGCUAAGACGCUGAGCUUGUCCAUCAGUUCGGCGGUU
This is a messenger RNA of Notechis scutatus (mainland tiger snake), 1631 nucleotides long. NCBI's taxonomy places the organism in Eukaryota, Metazoa, Chordata, Lepidosauria, Squamata, Elapidae. The record is from RefSeq and is a predicted model, not a curated record.